Messenger RNA from Gaeumannomyces tritici R3-111a-1, 2269 nucleotides. RefSeq lists its product as hypothetical. NCBI's taxonomy places the organism in Eukaryota, Fungi, Ascomycota, Sordariomycetes, Magnaporthales, Magnaporthaceae. The coding region runs from base 714 to 2042 and encodes 442 amino acids. The record is from RefSeq and is a predicted model, not a curated record. The transcript has 3 exons.
CGAGAGGAUCGGCUUGCUAGCAGCUAGCACGCGGUGCGGACCGCAGAAUCACUAGACUAAAAAAUGCCAAGCUGGGGUUUGGGCUCCAGAGUGCUCCAUCGUGAAUCCUCAGAAAAACCUGCUGGCCGCCCAUGGUAUAAACUGGAGCAUCGAUACGGUACUAAGCCCCAUAGUUGAUAUAGCCAAACAAGUGUAGUAGUACAGCCUCCAAGCCGGUACUCGAGGCACGGCGCCAUCAAACAGAAACCUCCAGGAUAUCGGCGUGGUGGCAGUCGCCUGGAAAAGUCGACGGCACGGUGCCAUGCUGGGUGGGGGCGCGCAGCCAAAGCAGCAACAAAGUCGAGCGGGCGCCUGGGGCGGGGGGCGUGACAGCAAAGUCCGCCUACCCUCCUCUACUUUCCUGGCGAGUCGUGCACUCGCAUCCUGGGGCCAGGGCGAUGCGUGUCGGGGGCCCGUGAUCGAACUGGGGCGGACAGAGGAGGGAGUCCCUUUUAAUACCCAGAUGGCUUCGCUGAUGCCGUCCUCCAAACCAUGAGGCUCUCUCGUGUUGGUGCGCCAUCGCCAUCGCCAUCGCCAUCACCACCAAAGGCCUCGCAGCAGGCCAAGGGAUUCAGCCAGCCAGACUAUCCCCGAUAUUGGCCAGCCGACGAGAGAAAACGAACGAGCCACCCGACCGACGAUCGAAGCCGGAGGAGCACCGGCCAACACACAUCAUGUUCCUGUCCCCGAUACUCGUGGCCGCCGGCCCCAACGGGCCAGCCAUGAUGCCGCCGCCGGGCGUGACGCCGCAGUUCAACGGCCCCAAGAACGAAAACCCGCUGGCGUGGGGGGUUAUGAUCACCUGCACCAUCAUCACGGCCAUCUGCGUAUUCCUGCGCUUGUAUGUGCGGACGUGGUGGGAGAGGAGGCUGCACAAGGAGGAAGUCUUGACCCUUCUGUCGUUUGCCGCCUUUCUCGGCACGGCGUACUCGGGCUACUCCUUCACAUGGUCGCCGGGGUACUACGUGCACCAGUGGGAUCUCCGGAUCCGCGACCUGCCCGAGGCGUACAGCCUCAUCCUGCUCUACGCCAGCUUCUACUCCGUGUCGUUGCCGCUCGUCAAAACAGCCAUCCUGCUCGACUGGUCGCGAGUGCUGGUAGUGUCUGAGCGCCGACGCAACCCCUUCUGGUGGGCCUGUAUCGUGCUGAGCGCGAUCCAGUGUAUCUGGGGCACCAUCUGCACCAUCUUGAUCAACCUCAACUGCAGCUCCGGGUCCAACACGCCCAAGUGCUUUGACCUCUCAGAGCUCAUGUUGAUCUCGUCCAUCGUGCAGGUCGUCACCUCUUUCGCCAUGGUGGUGCUGCCGCAGCGCAUCAUCUGGAACCUGCGUCUGACUUGGCGCAAGAAGCUGGGCGUUUCCGUCAUCUUUGGGGUUGGCAUGAUUGCUUGCGGUGCUGCUUGCUUCCGCCUGAUCGAGACCGUACGCUACACGCGCGAGGAGGACCACACCUACUACAUCAGCCCGCUCUUCUUCUGGACCUGGGGCGAGCUGACGGCAGGGUUCUUCGUGCUGUGCGUUCCCAGCGUGGCCAAGAUGGCGGCCGAGACGCAGCUGCCCGGCCGGAUCCGGCGCUCGCUCGGAAGGUCCCGCAACGGCAACAAGCAGAGCGACGCCGAGGCUGGGACGGGAGAGGAAAAGGGCAACGGCACGGUGCUCGUGACCAUCGGGGGCGGAUCGGAGACCAGCAAGAACAGGCUGUCGCGGCUGGUGACCGAGUCAACACAGCAGCUGCGCGGGGGCAAGGAGACCGCCGUGAGUGGCGGCCCCGAGGGCGACAGCAACGGCACCAGAUACAGUCGUGACAGGGGCAGCCGUGAGGGGGCCAGCCGUGACGGGGGCAGCACCAGGAGCGACGCGAGAGGGAGCGGCGGCAUCGUCGUCACCCGCGAGACCAAGGUCACGGUCGAGCCAGAUCCCAUCAAGGAAGGGGGGUGGAAGGGCAGGUGUGAUGUGACGACAAAACGGCCGUGGGAGAAUGUGCCCAAGAGAGAAAGGAGUUGAGGGGCAGCGGACAAUGACGCAACGAAUGUACGCACACGACGUCGGGAAAUGGAGAUAGUGAAAUGUAUCAGAUACCCCCUUGACGCUCGUCAAGGAAGCACAGCAGACAUGAAUCCCCAAGGCCAUGUUGGUGUUUCCGAGUAUCGAUUAACCCGUCAUCGGACCUGUCAUCGAAUCGAGGGGAUAGCUGAGCCAAGGUGAGCGAAACCUCAGACAGACAAGGUGGG